Drosophila bipectinata is the source of this 1057-nucleotide messenger RNA. Its product is annotated as delta(3,5)-Delta(2,4)-dienoyl-CoA isomerase, mitochondrial. Gene Ontology annotation, cellular component: mitochondrion. Lineage: Eukaryota; Metazoa; Arthropoda; Insecta; Diptera; Drosophilidae. Gene Ontology annotation, molecular function: delta(3,5)-delta(2,4)-dienoyl-CoA isomerase activity. The record is from RefSeq and is a predicted model, not a curated record.
GUUAUUUAUCGAUUUAUCGAUAGUAAUAUAAAACCAAACAAUUUCGCUGUUGCAACAAGUGGAUUUGAAUUUGGAAAUCAUUCUGCAGCCAUGUCGUUGUCCCGCUUGAACACAUUUUUGAAACUGGCUCCCACCGCGACUGCCGUUCGAGCCACAGCCGCCCCAAUGCAGCCCCAACGCCAUCUAUCCUCCGCCCAGGCAGAACCCGCCCAUGGCCACCACUUCAAGACUCUGGUCAUCAGUACUCCCAAGCCUUUCGUCUUCCAUGUGGAGCUCCAUCGGCCCACCAAGCUGAAUGCCUUAAACAAGCAGAUGUGGAUGGAGAUCAAGGAGUGCUUCGAAGGUCUCUCCACGAACCCCGACUGCCGGGCAAUCGUGGUUUCCGCCGCCGGGAAGCAUUUCACCGCCGGUAUCGAUCUCAACGACAUGAUGAACCUGGGCCAGCAGCUGGCCGAGACCGACGACGUGGCCCGCAAGGGCGUCAUAAUGGAGCGGAUGAUCCGUCUGUACCAGGAUUCGAUUAGCAGUCUGGAACAGUGUCCCAAGCCGGUGAUCACAGCGGUGCACAAGGCCUGCAUCGGAGCCGGCGUCGACCUGAUCACAUCCGCUGACAUCCGUUACUGCACCGAUGACGCCUACUUCCAGGUUAAGGAGGUGGAGAUCGGCAUGGCCGCCGAUGUUGGUACCCUGCAGCGCUUGCCCAAGGCAGUGGGCAGCCAGUCGCUGGCCCGGGAGCUGUGCUUCACCGGACGCCGCUUCGAGGCAGCCGAGGCCCACUCCUCGGGCCUGGUCAGCCGCGUCUUCCCCGACAAGGAGUCCUUGCUGAGCGGCGCUCUGGCCUUGGCCGAGAACAUUGCUUCCAAGAGCCCCAUAGCCGUGCAGACCACCAAGCAGAGCAUGACCUACUCCCUGGAGCACACCAACCAGCAGGGAUUGGACCACAUUCGCCUGAUCAACAAGCUGAACCUGCAGUCGGAGGACUUUGCCCAGGCCGUGGCCGCCCAGCUGACCAAGGACGACAAGCCGGUCUUCGCGAAGCUCUAGACCACACCAGGGA